Molecule: messenger RNA, 1479 nt
Organism: Penicillium manginii
Lineage: Eukaryota; Fungi; Ascomycota; Eurotiomycetes; Eurotiales; Aspergillaceae
Exons: 1
Coding region: 1-1479 (492 amino acids)
Source: RefSeq, a predicted model, not a curated record
AUGCAACACCUCCAGGACAUGGAAACCCGUCUCGACCAACUUAUCUCCGAGAAUCGUUUACUCAUUGCCUCUCGCGAUGAAGCCGAAGAUAAAUUGCGCAAUGCCAGCGUCUCUCGUCGCAAGAGCGACCGUGCCCUCAACAUUAGCGGCGCCGACCUAAGGGAUCGCGAAGCCGAGGUGGAACAACUCAAGAACUCGGUGGAUUGGCUUCAGAAGGAGAUGAGUCGCGUCACUCAGGAGAAUGAGGGACUCGCUGCUUCCAAUGCCGCCCUCGCUGCCGCCCACGCCGCCGAAGUCACUACCGUCCGCGAGUCAUCCACGCGCGAAUUGGAUGACUUGCGAUCGCAACACAAUGCCCUUUCGUCCGAGAUGAACGAUCGAGUCCAACAAGAAAUCGAGUCGGCCCUCGCUCAGAAAGAUGCUGAGUUGCGACGUCUGCGAGAAGAGCUGGAAGAAGCUCGUGACAAAGUGAAGGAGCUGCAACAGCAGAUCGCAUCGUCAGUUAAUGACAACGCCCUCGUCUUCCGCGACGAGGAGUACUUUGACGCUGCGUGCCAAAAGCUCUGCGGUCAUGUGCAGCAGUGGGUGUUGCGCUUCUCCAAGCACUCUGAUCACCGUCGCUGCCGCCGCCUGGUCGACAUCUCCGAUGAGAAGAUUGCCGACCGGUUCGAAAAUGCUUUCCUCGAUGGUUCUGACGCCGAUGCGUACCUGUCCGACCGUGUCCGUCGUCGCGAUGUCUUCAUGUCAGUGGUCAUGACCAUGGUCUGGGAGUACAUCUUCACUCGCUACCUCUUCGGCAUGGACCGUGAACAGCGUCAAAAACUCAAGUCUCUCGAAAAACAAUUGGGCGAGGUUGGUCCACGACGCGCAGUUCAUCGCUGGCGCGCCACCACCUUGACCCUUCUGUCACGGCGACCAGCCUUCGCCACACAGCGCCAGAGCGACACUGAAGCGGUCGCACUUGAGAUCUUUGGCACUCUGUCGCGAAUCCUUCCUCCGCCUUCUCAAAACGAGGCGCAACUCCUCGACUCCCUCCGCAAGGUCCUCCGUGUCGCCGUCAACCUCUCCCUGGAGAUGCGCACCCAAUUGGCAGAGUUCAUCAUGCUGCCCCCUCUCCAGCCAGAAUAUGACACUAAUGGCGACCUUGCCCGUCAAGUCUUCUUCAACGCUGCGUUGAUGAAUGAGCGCAGCGGCGAAACCACCUCCAACGACGAACUCGAAUCCUCCCAGGCUGUCGUCCGCAUCGUGCUCUUCCCUCUUGUCGUCAAAAAGGGCAACGAUGUCGGCGAAGGCGAGGAGGAAGUCGUCGUCUGCCCUGCUCAAGUUCUUAUCGCUCGCCCCGGCAAAGACAAGAGAGUGUCUCGGAUGAUGAGUGGUGAUCGCAUGUCAUUUGAUGCAUCCCGCUCCGUCCAUAGUGUGGCACCAUCCAUGGCACCCUCGAUGGCCCCGUCUACGAUGGACAUGAGCAAUGUGAUUUGA